This is a messenger RNA of Dinoponera quadriceps, 3076 nucleotides long. RefSeq names its product protein PROCA1-like. The record is from RefSeq and is a predicted model, not a curated record. Gene Ontology annotation, biological process: arachidonate secretion; phospholipid metabolic process. The transcript is spliced from 6 exons. Lineage: Eukaryota; Metazoa; Arthropoda; Insecta; Hymenoptera; Formicidae. The coding region runs from base 1174 to 2187 and encodes 337 amino acids. Gene Ontology annotation, molecular function: A2-type glycerophospholipase activity.
AGUAGUGAUGGAUGUGAUAGCGAUACCAAAGCGCCUCCAUUUACCGCAAUCGUUCGAAGAAAUCGGGCUGAAAGCCAAAAAGAGAAGAGAGCAAAUUGCGGCUAAGAAACAAAGAAGACUAUCCGAAAAAAGAGAUUCGAUCCCAAGAUGAGUAGGUGGGAUUGGAUUUGGCAGGCGCGCGGCUCGUUGGUGGUAGAUGGUGGUGAUGCGAAGGAGUAGGAUAAGAAGAAGGGAGAGAGCAGAGGGUGGAGUUUCGUUGGUGUCCGAAUAGUGGGGUGGAGGCAGGGGGGUUACGGAAGGGAAACCCAGAGUAGGAUAGAGCGUAGAGGAGAGUAUACGAGGGUAAAAUAGGAAGGAUGGAGUGUGGAGAAGAGUAGAGAAGAGGCGAAAUGAGAGAGAGAAGAGAAGCCGUAAGUGACAGGACGUUAUAGGUGAAUUGGACAACCGAACCACCCGCCGAACUGUCGGCGGUAUUUAAGGGAGAGCCGCGAGCGUAGCGCGCCAGUUAGCACACGGCCGGUUGCUGUUAGCCUUGUGAACUAACGCGUUUGUCGGACCGCCACGUUGAACCGCGUCUCGUGUCGCGUCAUCUCACCUCUCUUCGUCUCACCUCACGUCACGUCAGAUCAAAUCACAUCACGUCACGCCGAGUAUCGAAAACAAGCAAAAAAAUUGAGAGUGACAAACCGUGAGCGCAUCUCGAGACUAUUCGAAACCAAACCACGUGGCUCGGCCGUUAGCCGGUCCGCCGCCGUUUGUCCUUUGCUUCGUCCUUUUCAACUGUCGCGAUAUCUUAUCUGCAACUAGCUGUGACGUUGCAAUUUCGCUGCAUGCUGACAGCGCUCUUUAUUCGUCGCGAAAUCUCAGUCUACAAAAGUUAUUUUCGCUUCAUUCUGAAAGACAUUAAAAAAAAAAUUGGAAUCUAAAUAAAGGAGAUCUGAUAAUUCUAAAAUCUAAUAAUUUCAAUCGCUAUCUAUUUCGCAAUCAAAAGACACGAUCGUGCAUGCGUAAACGCAAAGUUCUUUAGUGAGAUAUUACGGAAAAUCUUACGAGCUUUUUCUUCGACAUCAGCGUGAUGUGAGCAGGACAAGGAAAUAGACAUAUGGCAUUACUCGAAUUCAUCGUGCUCCAAGAUCGAGAGAGUUUGAUACUUCGAAAUCUCGGACGAUACAGAUGAGUGUAUCAAAGAGGUGCCUCAUGCUACUACUGCUGUUAACAUUAGGGUUCACUUUCACGCAACCGUGUGUCGGAGCUUCGCCACAACAAGACACAUAUUUCGCACGAUCAACGAACGUUUCAUUCAUCGGAACGUCUUCCAGCAUAUCGGUCAUCAGGAUCUCGUCAGAUGGACGAUUGGAACGAAUCAUUCGAUGGCCUGGAGCCUGCGCCAAAGAGACUAUCGUUAAUUGGGGAGUCAGGAACGUAACGCUGCGACAAGUCUGGCUAGAAAAGUCAAGCAGAAAGCUGCAAUUGAUAUACACCGGUGAAACUUUGGCCGAUUGCAUCGACGAGAGGUUCGUACGGUGGGACGACAGCGAGUGUUUACCCCACAGCUAUUACUACGAGUACGGUGACGGUGACGAAGUGUCGAUCGAGGUAUUCCAACUGGACAACAAGGACGUUUCGAGGAUACCCCGUGACCUCCUCUGGCUGUUGUCGACGUCCGAUCGUUGGUGCUAUCGCGCGAGAAUGCGUAUACGAGCCGUGGGCCAACGUCGACAUAGGAAAUACACGAGAUCAACGACAAACGCAAAGACAAACGAUCGAAAGCAAAGUCGGGGCCGAAGAGAUUUAUUCAUGAUACCAGGGACGCAAUGGUGCGGCCGCGGCCACCGUGCUACCAAAUACACCAAUUUGGGUGGGUUUGGCGUGGCAGACGCCUGUUGCCGAAAACACGAUACAGCUUGUCCUCUUUUCAUACCGGCAUUCGAAACGCGUUAUGGUCUUUUCAACUGGGGAAUUUCGAGCAUGAUGCAUUGCGCCUGUGACGAACGAUUUCGCACGUGUUUGAAGAUGGCUAGAACUGCAUCGGCAGAUUUUAUAGGCAAAAUCUUCUUCGAUGUGCUCCAAACCAAGUGUUUCGUUUUUAAAAAACAAAAGAUAUGCUUGAAACUAAAUGGGCAGGGCAAUUGCGCGCGUCACAUAUACCGAAAGCAGGCCUACACACGAGAUAACGUUCCUUAUUAAAUCAGAGGCGAGUAUAGUAUCUUCUUCCGGAGAUGUGUGUCAAUAGCAAUUCUCAGGGAUGUAUUCUAAUUUGUCGCAUACUUGUGAAUAUAUAUGUCGAGAAAGAAGGAGAAUCGCCCGAUUAUUCAAUCAAGAUGUUUCAUCGUUGCGAUCUCACGAUGAUUGACAAUACGUUAUUAUCUCUUCAACUUAUAUAAGCCUGUAUACGUUUGUCAUGUACAUACAUGCACAACCCCCUGACGUGUAAUAUAAUGAGAGAUUGCUAAUAUUUUCGUGCACAUUGUUUCAAGACGUUGAGCUAGUUAGACUGCUUCGUCUCGACGUCGUUUCUGCUACUUUUUUUUUUUUUGAAUAAAUAAUGCGCAACGCUAAGAAAAUUCUAAUAUCCCGAUUGCAUGUUAUGUUGAGACUAUUAUGUCGGCUUGUGUACGUAUAUAUCAUUCUUACGACACGCGUUCAUUCAUGUAACAUUUUCUCGUCUCCUAGCUAUUUUAUUCUCUCUAAAACUAAGGAUGAUCGGCAUUUCGAUUCUUAAAAGUCGACAAAAAUCAAUAAUUAUUGCAUUGCAUCAGCAACGAGAAAGUAAACUGCGCAAUUUAUAAUCGCUUAAAUGAAAUGAUUAUCGAUGAAUUUUGCUUUAAAGCAGAUUUGCGAUCCAUGCGCGAGAGAAUCAUCGAUAGGGGGGGAGGGAAGAUCUAUGCUGAGACGAAAAGUUACAAUUUGCGAAGAGUGAUUACAACUUGUAAAUAUAUUACACCAUUGACUUCCGAUUGUAAACCUUCUCGUUCCUGAUGUUUUAUCGCAAAAAGCCGCACGAUGUAAAUAUCGGUGAGCCUUAUAUGUGAAUCAUUUAGAACUACAUUUAAAUUUAAUAAAAUCUCUUAAUUUU